Heterostelium album PN500 is the source of this 2646-nucleotide messenger RNA. RefSeq lists its product as uncharacterized. NCBI's taxonomy places the organism in Eukaryota, Evosea, Eumycetozoa, Acytosteliales, Acytosteliaceae. The record is from RefSeq and is a predicted model, not a curated record. The transcript has 5 exons. The coding region runs from base 1 to 2646 and encodes 881 amino acids. Gene Ontology annotation, molecular function: homoserine dehydrogenase activity; aspartate kinase activity; NADP binding. Gene Ontology annotation, biological process: aspartate family amino acid biosynthetic process; L-homoserine biosynthetic process.
AUGGACACUACUGAAAAUUAUUUGCAAUGUAAAUGGCAUGUACAUAAAAUUGGAGGUAGUAUUCUAGGUACCUCAGAGAACUAUUCAAAAGUUUUGGAUGUCAUUGAACACUCUAAAAAUGAUCAUAUUGCAUUCGAUAAGAGUAUUGAUUCUAGCAGUGCUUCUAGUGUGAGAUCGGUUCAAGCUGUUGUUGUCUCUGCAAUGGAAGGUGUAACCAAUACACUGUUGAAAUUAACACAAUUAGCAAAGUCACGUGAUAAUUCCUACGAACAAGUUGCCGAUCAACUUUAUGACAAGUUGGUCAAGUGUUCGCGUGGUCUCAUCAAUGCUGAGCUAUCAGCUGAAUUCGAAUCGGAACUCAAGGCAGAUAUCACAAAGAUCAAAGAGGUGCUUCGUGCCAUCGCAAUCACACAGUCAAUGUCCGAGGAAAUGGAGGAUCUCAUCGUUGGACACGGUGAGGUUUGGUCGGCUCUCUUGCUGACACUCUACCUAAGAAGUAGAGGUAUAUCUACAAGCUGGUUGGAUACUCGAAAAACUCUCUAUGUUUCCAAAGGUGAAUGUGGACCAGUCAUUGAUUGGAAUCGUUCCGAAAGUGAAUUGACUCAAUGGAUGAAGCUAAACUUUACUGUAGACUUGAAGAUUCUAAUCGUCACUGGAUUCAUUGCGUGUUCGCCCACCGGAAUGCCAACAACACUUCAACGUAAUGGAUCGGACUACUCUGCUUCUAUUUUCGGUGCAUUAUUAAAGUCCAAGCUCAUUACCAUUUGGAAGGAUGUCGAUGGUCUGUUUAGUGCUGACCCCAAGAUAGUACCGAAAGCAACCAUUCUCAAAGAAAUCUCCUAUCAUGAGGUAAGCGAGUUGUCUUACUAUGGUGCCAAUAUUCUUCAUCCACAUACAAUGCCACCUGCCAUUAAAAAUAAUAUACCAAUUAGAAUUCGUAAUUUCUUUAAUCUAUCAAAUAAUGGUUCUUUAAUUCAUUCAGAUUCAUUCUUGGAAUCAGAAUCAAUUUAUAAUGUUAAAGGAUUCUCUGCUAUUCGUAAAGUAUCAUUGAUCAAUGUUGAAGGAGCAGGUUUAGGUGUCAGUAAUUUAGCACAACGUGUAUUCCUAGCAUUGAGAGAUGUAAAGGUAUCAGUACUUUUAAUAUCACAAGGAUCUUCACAAAGCUCUAUUUGUAUAGCAAUUCCUGAAAAAGAUGGUGACAUUGCAUUAGAGGCAAUCAAAAAAGAAUUCUUUAAUGAAAUUAAAUUCACUGGUCAUAUUCAAACUGUAAUUAUUGAAUUGUUAAAAGAACUUAAUAGAAUUGUUAUUGAAUUGGUAAAAGAAUGUAGUAUCAUUGCUGCGGUAGGUGAUAAGAUGGUUAGUUCAAUUGGUGUUGCUUCAAAGUUCUUCUCUGCUCUCACAAAGAGUGGUGUAAAUAUUAAAGCGAUUGCACAAGGUUCAUCGGAGAGAAAUAUUUCAGCCGUUUUGGUAGAUAAAGAUACACCUUUGGCAUUGAGAGCGGUGCAUUCCACUUUCUAUAGACCUUUCGAUCCUGAUGUCAUAUCGAUCGGUAUCGUUGGACCAGGUUUGAUAGGAUCAGAACUAAUAGAACAAAUCAAGAGAUCACUCAGCAACCCUACCUCUCAAAAGAAAUUGAAACAUCAAUUCGUGAUUCGUGCAAUAACAAACUCUAAACGAUCACUAUUCUCUACAACAGGCAUCGAUUUAGGCAAUUGGAAAGAUCAACUUGAUAAUUCAAAAGAAUUUUAUGAUUUAGAUAAGAUGGCAGAAUUCCUAUCAAAUAUUAAUCCUAGACAUUCUGUUAUUAUCGAUUGCUCUGCAAACAAAGAAAUACCAAAACUCUAUAGUAAGUGGUUAUCGAGAGGUGUUCAUGUGAUCACACCAAACAAAGUCGGCUUCUCAGGUACACAAGAGCUAUACGAUCAAAUCCAAUCGGCAUCCAAUAAGAAUGCCUCACAUCUAUACUAUGAGACAACAGUUGGUGGAGGUUUGCCAAUCAUUCAUAUGCUCCAACAGAUGGUAGCCACUGGAGAUCGUAUCACAAAGAUCGAGGGUAUCUUCUCGGGUACUCUAUCGUUCAUCUUUAAUAACUAUGGUCGUGAUAACUCGAAACGAUUCUCUGAUAUUGUGCUCACCGCAAAACAGAAUGGAUAUACCGAGCCUGACCCCAGAGACGACCUCAACGGACAAGACUUUGCACGCAAGAUUAUCAUUCUUACUCGAGAGGUUCUCGGUAAGUUCAAUGAAUCCUCUGUCGAUGUCGUCAGUCUCAUUCCAAAAGACGAUAACGAUGCACUGAACGCCAACACUGAAGAAUUCCUCUCGAAGCAUCUCAUCAAGCUAGACAGUCUCUACGACUCAAAGAGACAGAAUGCCAUCAAGAAUAACUCUGUUUUGAGAUACAGUGGUGUCAUUGAAUUCAACAAAGAGUGUAACGAUGCCAAAGCAUCAGUGUCACUCAGAGAAUAUCCAACAAGCCAUCCCUUUGCAAACUUGACUGAAUGUGAUAACAUCAUUGCAAUUUACAGUGAUAGAUACAACAAAACACCACUCGUAAUUCAAGGUCCUGGUGCUGGUGCAACUGUUACUGCUGCUGGUAUUUUUGGUGACUUGAAUCGUCUAUCAUUAAGACUUGAACAUGUUUAA